AUGCCUUUCGGGAUUCUGGACGACAACAAAUUGGAGCACACUCCCGGCACCGCACCACUGAAUGGGCUCCAUGACACCCAGACAUACUCAGGCAUAGACCCGGCGCUCCUCAAGCAUGACGCCACCGGCAAGAUUUUCCUGGUCCCCCAGCCAUCCAACUCACCGGAUGACCCAUACAACUGGCCUCGUCGCAAGAAAGAGCUGUUUACAAUUGCUUACGGAUGGGGCAGUGGGUGUGUUGGAGCUGUCGGUCCAUUACUCGGCGGUGCCUUCGUUCCACUCGCCGAAGAAUUCGGCGUAUCCCUAUCGACCUUCAUAUCCGCUGUUCAAGGAGGCGCGAUCGCAGCUAUCGCGGUCGGCAGUUUGAUCUUCAACUCUCUGGCAGUCAAAUAUGGAAAACGACCAGUGUAUCUUGGGACAACUGUCGGGCUUAUGGUGUCGUGUUUCUGGGCGGCUGAGGCGAAGAGCUUUCGCUCGUUUGUCGCUGCAAGAGUGUGUUGUGGGCUCUGUAUGGCUCCGAUGGAAGCACUGGUUCCAGCAUCGAUUGCAGACAUCUGGUACGCUUUUCUUCUCUUCCUCGGGGAAAGUCCGACUUAUCAGUCAUUCAGGUUCGUUCACGAAAGAGGGUUUCGAACUGCUGUGUUCAACCUCGGUAUUUUGGGAGGCAUCAACCUCGCGGUCCCCAUUGCUGCUGCGAUCAUCGAAUACGGCUCUUAUAAGAUAGCUUUACAUGCCAUGGGCGGUGCGUUUGCCCUGAUGCUGGUUAUGGUGGUCUUCUGGAUGCCUGAAUCGGCAUACUCAAGACAGGCUCUCAACAUCGAUACAGGGGAAGCUUCUGUCGUGGUCGAUGACAAGGGAUCACUGGAGCAACUCGAGAAUACGCAAAGUGCCCACCCUGAACAGGUAACUGAUUCAACCGGAUGGAAUUACAAGGAGCUUCUUCCAUACAGUGGCUAUGUCAACCAAGUGUCGUUCUGGAACACUCUCGUCAGGCCAUUUUAUCUUAUCGGGUCUCCAGCAGUCCUCUGGGCCGUCCUCCUAUUCACGAUAUGUAUUUCGUGGCUAGUGGGAAUCUCACUCACCCUGUCGCAGAUAUUCUCAGCACCACCAUACAAUUUCUCCGUGGUCGGCGUUGGUGCUACUAACCUCUCGUCUUUUGUUGCUUCCGUGUUCGGUACGCUCGCGGCUGGCCCUCUGAUCGAUGGACUUGUGACGAGGCUGUCCAAGAUGAACGGGGGCAUAUUUGAGCCCGAGUUCCGCUUACCCAUCAUGGUUACAUACCUUCUGUUUACCUCCACAGGCUUCUUUGCCUGGGGCCAAUCCUCAUUUAAUAAGGAUCCGUGGCCUGUGCCCGUAAUCGUAUGCCUGGGAUUGAUCAACUUCGGUGUUCAGCUUGGUACAACCGGCGUUGUCACUUACGUCGUCGACUGUCAUCGUGAGAGAGCCGGCGAAGCAUUUGCAAUUAUGAAUUUCAUCAAGAAUCUAUUUGCAUUCGGUCUGUCGUUCUAUAUCAAUGGGUGGAUAGAGAAUCAAGGGGUUCGUGACUGCUUCUUCACAAUGGGAGGCAUUACGAUGGCGGUCACCUUGUUUACAAUUCCGAUGUACACUUUCGGCAAGCGCGCCAGGAGCUGGGUUCAUCGACACGGAAUUGCAGAUAAGCUCUGA
Molecule: messenger RNA, 1665 nt
Organism: Penicillium argentinense
Lineage: Eukaryota; Fungi; Ascomycota; Eurotiomycetes; Eurotiales; Aspergillaceae
Product: cycloheximide resistance protein
Exons: 6
Coding region: 1-1665 (554 amino acids)
Biological process (GO): transmembrane transport
Molecular function (GO): transmembrane transporter activity
Source: RefSeq, a predicted model, not a curated record